This is a messenger RNA of Symphalangus syndactylus (siamang), 1843 nucleotides long. RefSeq names its product jun dimerization protein 2-like. Gene Ontology annotation, biological process: regulation of transcription by RNA polymerase II. Gene Ontology annotation, molecular function: RNA polymerase II cis-regulatory region sequence-specific DNA binding; DNA-binding transcription factor activity, RNA polymerase II-specific. Lineage: Eukaryota; Metazoa; Chordata; Mammalia; Primates; Hylobatidae. The record is from RefSeq and is a predicted model, not a curated record. Gene Ontology annotation, cellular component: nucleus.
UGGGGUAUGGGAGUGGGGAGUAGGGGGUGCAUGGGGUGGCCGCGACGGGGGGCGCUGGCGGCGGCGGACGCUGCAGCGGCGGCGGGGGGCUGGCGCCGCGGCGGCUCCCGGGCCGGGACAGGCCUGGGCACCGGGCGGAGCUCCGCGGCCGGGCGGCAGCGGCGCGGAGCGGGCACAGCGCCUGCAGCCGGGCCCCGGCCCCGGGGGCGCCGCCUCCGCCCGCAGCUUCUGCACGGCUGGCCUGCCACUCCUCCUGCUAUGAUGCUUGGGCAGAUCCCGGACCCUUCGGUGACCGCAGGCUCCCUGCCAGGGCGUGGCCCCCUGACCGGACUCCCCAGCUCGGCCCUGACUGUGGAGGAGCUGAAAUACGCUGACAUCCGCAACCUCGGGGCCAUGAUUGCACCCUUGCACUUCCUGGAGGUGAAACUGGGCAAGAGGCCCCAGCCCAUGAAAAGUGAGCUAGAUGAGGAAGAGGAGCGAAGGAAACGGCGCCGGGAGAAGAACAAUGUCGCAGCAGCCCGAUGCCGGAACAAGAAGGAGCACACGGAGUUUCUGUAGCGGGAAUCCGAGCGGCUGGAACUCAUGAACGCAGAGCUGAAGACCCAGAUUGAGGAGCUGAAGCAGGAGCGGCAACAGCUCAUCCUGAUGCUGAACCGACACCGCCCCACCUGCAUCGUCCGGACGGACAGUGUCAAGACUCCCGAGUCAGAAGGCAACCCGCUGCUUGAGUAGCUCGAGAAGAAGUGACCACGGGCUGGGAGGAAAUGGAGGAGGAGGAAGAGGAGGAGGAAAAGCGACGAAGAGGGAGGAGGAGGGGGGCCCCACAUGGCCCUUCCUUUGGUGCAUGAAAAACUGUACAAUGAGGUUCAGCACAGCCAGCAUCAGCCGAGCUUUUUUGUGAAACUAACAUCAGCCACCCAGGAGGAAGAGCGGGCUGAGGAAACCCAGAGGGACCAAGCGCUGAGACCAAAGUUGACCCUCGGGUAGGGUUAUCUUGCCUGGGGCCCCACUUGAAGGAGGCAGGACAGAGGCGCCGGGGCCAGGGAGACGCCCAAUGAGGCAGCCCUGGGCUCUUCUCCGGCCUCUUCACCAGGGCACCCAUCCGAGGAACCUCCGAACAGCCAGGAAAAGCCAUGAGUUGCAACCAAAAUGCGGCUGAGGAUGGAACUCAGAAUGAAACUGCAACCCACCUGCCCCUAGCCCUGCCCCUCACCCUGAUGCGAAACUGGAGAGGGGCGUGCUAUGGGGCCCUGAUGCCCCCACCCACCUCGGUCCAGCGCGGCCCUGCCCAGGAGGCGGCAGCCGGGCGCACCCUCGCCAGCCCUGCUGGAGUUUGCUGUGGGCACUGAGGCGCGGGCGCCCUUCCGAAGCACAUACUCACCGAAUGUUUACAGACUGGCUGUCCUGGCACGGCUUUCAACUGCACGUGUUUUUUAUACUUUCCUUUUUUUUUAAAUAUUUUUUACAAAAAAAGAUUUUAUACAAGCAAUAUAUAUAUGGAUUUCUAUAAUCACUCGAUGUAAUACAGUAUAAAUAUGCUAUGGUUUGUUUGUUAUGAACAGAUAGCCACCAGUUAAGGCCGUUGUGUGUAACUCCUAAGUACUGUAGUCUCUGGGUGUCGGGGGUGGCCAGGGCCGGGGCGAGGUGCAUUUCCAUCCUUGUAAACCCUUCAUAGUACUCAGUCCUGUAUCGCUCAGUAAACAUUGUUCUUACUUACACACACACACACACACACACACACACACACACACACAAAGACACAUUUUUCUAAAGUUCUGAGCUCUUUCUGUGUUUAUAAAUUUUACAUAAUCCAAAUAAAGUUAUCAAAGUGUUAACAUUUUUG